AACGGAAUGUGCAUUCGCGUGCAAUGCGCCCUCUGUCGGAAAUGCUGCGAUUGAAAACACCGACGUUCUCCCGCGCGAUGAUAUCGAAAGUCCUCUAAUCGAUCUUGCCGAAAGAUAACGAUAUCUCCUUCCGCGGAUCAAAAAGGUUGCUUUCGAUGCGCAUGCGUAAAAUUGGAUACAGCAAGACUCGUGUAGUUGCGUGCAGUCGCGUGAUGAUCGUAGUCGCGUGAAGGUGUUUACGAUUGUUCAAAUGAGUAAGAAUGAUUCGAUGAGCAGAUAUGGGCCACUCGUUGGUGCAAUCGACGAGGGCACGAACAGUGCUAGGUUUCUGGUUUUUGCAGCCAAUACAGCAGAAGUCUUGACGUACCAUCAGGUCCCAAUAUCUAAAAUUUGUCCACAGGAAGGAUGGGUGGAACAAGAUCCUGUGGAGAUAUUAAGAGCAGUUAGAGAAUGCCUUAAUCAAACUAUACAUAACUUGAGGCAGUUGACAAUAGAUCCAUCCGAUAUAGUUGCCAUCGGUGUAACAAAUCAAAGAGAAACUACAGUUGUAUGGGAUUCUGUCACAGGAGAACCACUUUAUAAUGCCAUAGUAUGGAUGGAUAUGAGAACCACUUCAAUCGUGGAUGAUGUAUUAAAGAAUAUACGUAAUAAAAAUAAAGAUUAUCUGAAGCCACUUUGUGGCUUGCCAAUUAGUCCAUAUUUUAGUGCAUUAAAGUUGAAAUGGUUGUUAGAAAAUGUGCCUCGUGUUCAAGAAGCACUGGCAAAGGAUCGUCUCAUGUUUGGCACCAUUGAUUCCUGGCUAAUUUGGAAUUUGACCGGUGGUGCCAAAGGAGGUGUUCACAGCACAGAUGUCACAAAUGCUUCAAGAACAAUGCUCAUGAAUAUUGUAACUCUCAAGUGGGAUCCUACUUUAUUGUCGUUUUUUAAAAUACCUGCUAAGAUUUUACCACAAAUACGAAGCUCAUCUGAAAUUUAUGGUUACAUACAAGAUGAACUCCUACAAGGUGUUCCUAUAUCAGGGUGCUUAGGCGAUCAACAAUCAGCUUUAGUGGGUCAAAUGUGUCUACAGCAAGGGCUAGCAAAAAGUACUUAUGGCACUGGUUGUUUUCUUCUUUAUAACACCGGCACAGCUAUUGUGGAUUCGGCGCAUGGUUUGUUAACGACGGUCGCUUAUCAGUUAGGAGAGAACGCUUCUCCAGUGUAUGCUCUUGAGGGCUCUAUAGCAAUUGCCGGUGCCCUUAUACAUUGGUUGAAGGAUAAUUUAGAGUUAAUGGACAAUAUAAAAGAUUGCGAAAACAUCGUCGAACAAAUAUCCGCGGACAACCGUAUUGUUUUCGUGCCAGCAUUCGCUGGGCUCUACGCUCCUUAUUGGAGGAAAGAUGCACGCAGUGUCAUAUGUGGACUUAGCGAAGACACAAAUAGCUCGCAUAUUAUAAAGGCAGCCCUGCAGUCGAUAUGUUUCCAGAUUAGAGAUAUCUUGGAAGCUAUGAAGAAGGACACUGGCUUAGUGCUUUCGAAAUUGUUGGUCGAUGGAGCAAUGACGAACAACGACUUGUUGAUGCAGAUGCAAGCCGAUAUCUGUGGAAUUCCAGUAGUUAGGCCACUAAUGUGCGAAACUACUGCGCUCGGAGUUGCGAUUGCCGCGGGUAGCGCAGAAGGAAUACGCAAAUGGGACAUGAAAAUCGAUGCUACAGUUCCUAGCGACAUUUUUUUGCCGUCGAUUACUGAGAACGAGCGUGAUAUGUUAUAUUCGCGGUGGAAAGUUGGUAUUGAGAGAAGUUUAGGAUGGGAAACGACUCCAGAAACCGAUGGUACUUCUGUUAUAAAUGAUACAAAUAAUAUACAUAGAGUGACUGCUCCUGGUGUAUUUGUAAUAGGCACUAUAAUAUUACUUAUAGUUGCUAAAUUUAGAUCUACUUUGUAAUAAAUUUAUAUGUGUAGUAUUAAGUACUGUACACAUUGCAUUUAGAAUUGACCAAUGCAAUUGAGAAUUGCUUACCAUAGAUAUGAUAUGAUGUUGGAAUCUUGUGUCUCGUCGCGUUCUGCUAUGUUUGUGUAAGAAUGAGUAUUAUUUAUGAACCAAAAAAAAAGAAGUGUCAGGAAUAAGUGCCAUAAUAUAAUACCGUAAUGACAAAACCAUUUAAAUAAAAAAUGUUAAUAAACUGUUAAGUUACAGCUUUGUUUAAUGAUCUUGUUUUAAUAAUUUUACAGAAUUUGUUUACAUUAUGUUUGAGUUUCAUAGCUUUGCGUUUAAAUCGAUUUUCGUAGUCUCUGUUUUAUCAUCGACGGUAGCCUUAGGUCUUUCAUUUAAUAUUCUUUGAAGGAUUGCAGGAGUAAUCGAUACCACACCUUCAUCGGACGCUUCACGUUCCUUACACGUUGGAUGUACAGUCGCUGUUUUCUACGAUUACAUGUUUGAGCGACGACGGACAUCUCAAGCCAGGCAUCGGUUCUUAUGACGCAGAUGCGCAUUCGUGCCGUUUGUGGUACCAAUAUACGGGCGAUCAAAGAACGACAUGGCUGAGAUACUUUAGGAUGUUUAGGAAACACCACUCUGCUUUGCACUUGCUGAGUGAGGAAAAACAGAACGGGACUGGUUAUAUAAGAAGACGAUAUAACGCGUGAAUUCACACAAUUUACAAGGAAUAUAUAUAAAUCGGUAACAUACAA
Messenger RNA from Odontomachus brunneus, 2670 nucleotides. RefSeq names its product glycerol kinase (gene Gk1). The transcript is spliced from 12 exons. Gene Ontology annotation, cellular component: mitochondrion. Gene Ontology annotation, molecular function: glycerol kinase activity. The coding region runs from base 251 to 1924 and encodes 557 amino acids. Gene Ontology annotation, biological process: glycerol-3-phosphate biosynthetic process; glycerol metabolic process; triglyceride metabolic process. The record is from RefSeq and is a predicted model, not a curated record. Lineage: Eukaryota; Metazoa; Arthropoda; Insecta; Hymenoptera; Formicidae.